Emiliania huxleyi CCMP1516 is the source of this 2243-nucleotide messenger RNA. RefSeq lists its product as hypothetical. The transcript has 4 exons. The record is from RefSeq and is a predicted model, not a curated record. Lineage: Eukaryota; Haptophyta; Isochrysidales; Noelaerhabdaceae. The coding region runs from base 1 to 1503 and encodes 500 amino acids. Gene Ontology annotation, molecular function: nucleic acid binding.
AUGGCCAUCCGCGUGCCGCUGUGGCUUGUGCUCUCCACCUUUGCCGCGUUCGCCCUGCUCCUCCGUCUGGAGAGCUCUGCAACAGCGCCACCGCCAGGGUUGGAACCAGGCGAGCUGCCCACUGCGCGCUUUGGACUAGUCCACGUGCCAAAGACGGGAGGGCUUGCGGUGCGGCAUGCACUCGGCGACCGGUGCGACGACAUCGUCAUCGAGAGGCGGGCGCACUCGACGGCGGAGAGCGACGUGCUCAAGGUGGGGCUCCGGCCGCUGGUCGUCCUUCGCGCGCCACUCGAGCGGCUGCAAUCCUCGUUUGACUUUUGGCAGCAGGGCUCGAGCGAGCUGUCCGCUCUCUCGCGCGGCAACCCGCAGGCCACGCUCCUUCUCAAGCCGGCGCGUCGGCUCCCGUGGGAAGGCUUCCUCGAUGGGCUGCUCAACGGCUCGUCGCCGCACCGCGCGACGGCGCAGCUUAUCGUCAACGCGCCACAGGCCCUCGCCAGCUGGGCAUGGUCGGCGCACUUUCACCCUCUCCGCCGCUUCGUCGACAAGGAGGACCCGAGAUCGGUCUACGUGUGCUACUCGAGGCGGCUGCUCGCACAGCGGCUCGCCUGCAUGGCGGCGGCGGUCGGCGUGCGCUGCCUCUUCAACGCCACCGGCAACGUCAACCCGACCCGCCGCCGGAAGCGCGCCGCCUCCGCCGAGCCGGUGGUGCCGCCCCACCUGCUGGCGCCGCUGCAACGGUACCUGAGCGACGACGAGGCAAUCUUCCGGCGCCACUGCGGCGCGUUCGUGCCGCGACCAGUUGUGUCGUAUGGGGUGUACAAAGGGCCGGCCCGAUUCGGGAGACCCGUCGAGGGAUCUGGACAGCUCGAAGGUGGGGACGAUGAGCUGCGGCUCGCGUUUGGGCAGGGGCUGUGGGGCGGCAGACUGCCAGACGACUGGCAGGUGAUAGACGCGGAAAUGUACGCGGUGCUGGCUUACCUGCGUAAGAUGGCAACGGCGGAAGAUGCGGCGGACAGGAGGUGCCUCGUCUUGAGCGACUGCAAGCCCGCGCUACAGCAGAUCGAGGCGGCGUACCGAAAAGGCUCUCUUGAGGGGCUCCGGGAGGAGCUUGAAUCCGUCACGUUCCUGUGGGUACCGAGCCACGCGGGGUGCGCUAGCAACGCCGACGCCGCGGCGACGGCAUACAUGGGGGCCAGCGAGAUUGAGGAUGCCACCGCCGUCAUCCGGGAAGCAGUGAGGACACGCCCGUGCCUGUACACGGACCGCCGGAGGACGGCAGACGGAGAGUGGAGGGGAGACGUACUGGACCGGAGGACCUAUUACGCCACACGCGGCCACACGAACGAGUGGGUGCGAGGACGGCUCGGCGAGGGGCUCACGGCGGGGUCGCACACGGCAGGGGUGACGGGGCCGCUGUGGAGCGAUGUGGUCAGGGGAACGACGAGACACAAAUGGGACAAGCGCCAGCGGAUCAAGGAUCAAGCACGGCGAGCGCGAGAUUGAUUCGCCGACGUGGAUGAUCAUAACGUGGUGACAAAGACCGUCAUGGGAGCGCGGGUGCGGCAGCAGGCGGGGGUGCCACACGGAGCGCACCACGAGAGGAUCAUGCGGGGAGAGGCGGGGAGAGAGACCCCGGGCGCCGCCACAAGGAGCGAACUCAGGGGCUGCCUCGUCUGUAAGGCCGCGAGGGACGCGGCGAGGAGGGCAGCACUAAAGGUAAGCGGGACCCGCUGUGUCCGAUCGUGCGGAAAGCCGCGCAGCAAUGGACCGAGGAAGACGAGAACCCGCCUCAGAGUAGCGCGAGCGCAGACGGGGACGGCGAUCAGCAAAGUAGCACAGGCGGCACCCGACUCCAAGGAUACGCUGAAGACGCUGAGGAUAGCGCAUAUCGCUGCGCUGAAGGGCUCACGCUAUAGGGUGCUGGAUGAGGACGGGUACGAUGCACUAGCCCCUGCCGUCGGGGGGGUGUUGCCGGCGCUGGUAGAUGAUCUCUCGGAGAAGAGUCGGAGGGACCUUGGCGCCGGGGUUACGAGGAACUUGCAAGUCGUGGCCGAGGCGGCGACGGGAGCGGUGCAGAGGUGGAUCUAGCUCAAUGAUGAGGCUACGGCGCGCAUAAUGAAGAGAGAGGAACACAUCGAGUGGCUGAGGAAGCUCUUCGCUGGGUGGAAGGAGGCCCGGCCGGCCUUGAGGGAGUCGCGGAGGAGGAGGGAUAACGCAGGCAACGCAGGGACGGGCCAACAGCC